CCCUGAGCACUGAGCAGCAUUUAUCCCAGCUCCACUCUACCAUGAGCAGCCUCGACCCCAGCCGCUGGACCCUGGUCCUGGUUCUCCUGCUGCAGCUUCAGUCUGUGAGGGUGCAGCAAUUCGAUGUGGCCCAGAGGCUGCAAUGGCUCAACGGACAGUUUCAACAGUUCCAGGCAUUGACAAAUACCCGUUUGGACACGUUGGCCGUGAACCAGAAGAGGAACUAUGCUCAAAGGGUGGAUAAUGUUCAGGGCCUAACUUUCCAAUACAACCAAUUGUCACAGGACCUCAUGCAGCUGGAGCAGAGCACAGCACAGGAGAUACUGGGUCUCAGGAGGUGGAGCACCAAGCUUGAGGAGAAGAGCAAUCAGAUAGAGGCUCGUAUGGUUUUGUUGGAGAGGCACCUGAGGGAGACUCGCCGACUGACCCAGGAAAAGAAGCCUGAUCUUGGUCAGGAUUUGCCCAGCCUUACCCUGGAGCUUCAGAGCCAUGAGGGCCGGCUGGCUGCUGUCCAAGCCCAGCACGAUGAGCUGCUGUUGGGGCUGAAAGGGUUGAAGGAAUCCCUGAAUAUCCAGGCGCUGCGUUUGACCCAAGUGGAGGGAGGAGGAAACGUGUCUCGCUCAGAUUCACUGUAGCAGGGGCAAAGCUGUUUGUUGUAUGACAGACGACAGAUGCGGCAUCUGUAUGUAUUUUAUUAUAUAUAAACUGUAUAUGAAUAAACUUUAAUGUCA
Messenger RNA from Limanda limanda (common dab), 731 nucleotides. RefSeq lists its product as uncharacterized. NCBI's taxonomy places the organism in Eukaryota, Metazoa, Chordata, Actinopteri, Pleuronectiformes, Pleuronectidae. The transcript has 3 exons. Bases 42 to 635 code for a protein of 197 amino acids. The record is from RefSeq and is a predicted model, not a curated record.